GCGGGCUCCUGGGGGGCUCCGGGCCGGUGUCCGGACAGGGGUCCGCCCCACCACCCCCACCUUGGGUGGCGCUGCGGAGACGGCGAAGGACUGGCGGUGUCGCCGCCGGCUCGGCUCAGACCCGCCUCGCUGCUGGGCGAGGGGCCGCCGCCACAGCUGGUGGACGGUUCCUGGUGAGGAGACUGCUGCGGAGCUAUCCCCACCCCCAGUCGCCUUCCCCUUUGCCCGGCCGGAGACCCCCAGCAGGCUGGGCGACAGAGGCAAGCGUGAACAGCAUCUGCAUUCCAGCUCUGUUGCCGUGAAGUCUCCUACAGCAUGUCUUGACAUGGUGGCUGUUUUCUGCCCUUUCUUAGAUGGGAGGAGCUAAGGGUACUCUGGCAAUCACUGUUGUUUCUAGUUUUCCUUAAUUGUCUGAUAGUCCAUAACUGGGACUGGUUGUGCCUGCUGCUUACAGUGGUGCUUCCUCCCUUGAUUCAUGAGCAACCCCAGCAGUGCGAACGAUUCAGGGUAGGUCAUGACAGACCUUUGCUGUCUGCUGUGGCUUCCUCUGGCUUUGUUGAGCUUUUAGACUCUUAGAGCACAGCUAUAGGCACAUGUGGAUCUUGAUGGUUAAGAGAAAAGGAAGACAAGCAACUCUGGAGCCCUUUGCAAAGCUUUCGCUACUGGGGAAGAAGCUCUGGAGACACUGAUGUCCAAGCUGCACUGCAGCACCCACACAACCUCAGCAAAGCAUUGUGUGUGCAAGUAUGUGGCGCUGGAGCUGAAAUCUGCUUUUGAGGAGACUGGCAAGACAAAGGAAGUAAUUGACACAAAGUAUGGCUUCCUGGAUGGGAAGGGCUCAGCUGUCAAGUACACGCAGUCGGACAUCCGGUUAAUUGAGGUCACGGAGAACAUCUGUAAGAGGCUUCUGGACUACAAUCUGCACAAGGAAAGGAGUGGCAGUAACAGAUUUGCAAAGGGUAUGUCAGAGACGUUUGAGACUCUGCACAACCUGGUGCACAAGGGUGUCAAAGUGGUGAUGGACAUCCCCUAUGAGCUGUGGAACGAGACAUCUGCAGAGGUGGCAGACCUCAAAAAGCAGUGCGAUGUGCUGGUGGAGGAGUAUGAAGAUGUGAUAGAGGACUGGUACAGGCACCACCAGCAGGAAGACCUCUCCCAGUUUCUCUGCGCUGACCAUGUGCUAAAAGGGAAAGAUGCAAGCUGCCUGGCAGAGAAGUGGACUGGCAAGAAGGGUGACCUGGCAAGUGUGGGGGAGAAACAGAGCAAGAAAAAGAGUGGGAAGAAGAAGAAGAAAGCCAGGAAGGAGCAGAGCGAGGGAGCCUACAGCCUCCCAGCCACGGGGGAGACCCCAGAGGAGAGUGGGAUUCAGGAGGAGGCUCCCCUCGCCCACAGCCCAGCUGACGAGCUGUAGGCACGCAGCACGGGGGCCCCACGCUCCAUGGCAUUUGGUCAUCUCAUGCAGCUGUGUCCUGCAAGUACUGAAGGAAAAGGGAUUUGAGUAGAGGUGUACCCGAUUCCUCUGAGGGACAGUGCUAGCUGUGGUGUAACUUGCAAGCCUUACUCUUGUCCUGGGGGCAGCUCUGUGGGGAGCAGGCAGAGGUCCCUGCACUGUGCCAUGGGCCCAGCCCUGCCAGGCUGGGGGAAAUGGCAGAACUUGGCUGCCUGAGCAUCUUCUGCUCCUGGGAACUCCCAGCUUGUCCCAGAGCCCUGUGCCCAGCUCUGGGUGAGGAUGUGAGCUCUGCCCAGAAGCCCUUCUCUUCCUCCUCCCUGUGCUGCCAGCACCCUGUGCAAGGAUUGUAAAUAAAGACAGUGGUGCAGGGGCUGUGAUUGCUCCCUGCACUUCCUAGGCAGGAGGGCACGCACCUUUGUGCUGCCGUGGUUGGUUUGUA
Dromaius novaehollandiae (emu) is the source of this 1889-nucleotide messenger RNA. RefSeq names its product canopy FGF signaling regulator 3 (gene CNPY3). NCBI's taxonomy places the organism in Eukaryota, Metazoa, Chordata, Aves, Casuariiformes, Dromaiidae. The transcript has 6 exons. The coding region runs from base 689 to 1411 and encodes 240 amino acids. The record is from RefSeq and is a predicted model, not a curated record.